GUGGGGCAGAUUGGUCAGAGAAGAGUUUUUGAUGCUUCAUCUUCAAGGGAUCAGCUGCUGAUAGAGAUAUUUCAUUUCAUUUUCCUCAGUAUGACCAGGCUUUUUACAAUGACCAUCAUCACUUGCAAAAUACCAAGGGCAUUCUCUUUCUCUCCAGGUAUAACUCAGUAUUUACAAAUUUCUGUGAGCUAACAGCUGUUGCAUCUUUUCCAGGUAUCUGUGUGGCUAGGGGAAAGUAUAGCAGAACUCUUUGAAAAUGGACAUUUUCACAUUGUUCUUCGGAUACAAAAUCUUCAGUCAAUGAGAUAAGGAUGUGAAGUUCCUUUCUCUCUUUUUUAAUCUCUUAAAGACAGGAAAUAAAGAAAUGCAGAGGAUCCUCAGGGCAGAAGUCUGAACCUCACGGUCCUCUGCUCAGGCACCAGGACGAAGUCACUGAAGUGAUGACAGGAAUAAGGAAGAACAAUGCUUUGCCUGAGCUGCAUAUUUCUUUGGCUUGUUGCAGGAGAGAGGAUUAAAGGAUUUAAUAUUUCAGAUUGUCCCACCAAAAAAAUCCUUUGGAUGUAUUCUGCAAGGAGUGAAGAAGAAUUUGUCUUAUUUUGUGAUUUUCCAGAGCCACAGAAAUCACAUUCCUCCCACAAAUGUCAACCUUCACUGACACAGACUCCUGAACCCCUGCCCUGUGGUGGCAGGGAGGACCUAGCCGACGUCCGAUGGUACCUGCAACCUCAGAAUGGAGAUCCACUAAAGGAAAUUACUAAAGGCUAUCCUUACAUUAUUCAGGAAAAUAGCUCUCUGCGUUUUUCAGCCCCAGAGAUGAGCAUUACAGGCUCAUAUAUUUGUAGACCUGGGAUUAGGAGCCCCCAGGAUGUGGCCUGUUGUGUCAGGACAGUCUUGGAAGUUAAGCCCCAGACAAAUACCUCCUGCAAGGAUGUAUCACAUAAGCAAGACCUGCGUUUUGGAAGCUUGGGCCAAAUUCACUGUCCCAGUCUCAGCUGCCAAGAUGAUGCACAAAGUCCUGAAGUGACCUGGUACAAGGAUGGAAAACUCCUCUCUGACAAGAGGAGCAGCCCAAUCCUAGUGGACGAAGUGUUCAAGUGUGACGAGGGCACCUACGUGUGUGACCACACUCGGUCGGAUAAUGCAAGCACGUGGACCGUCAGAGCUGUGGUUCAAGUAAGAGCCAUUGGGUGGGGAGAAGAGAGCAGAGGAAGUGAGAUUGAUGAUGCCGGAGAGCGAGAAUUUCGGGGGCCAAGGCCUUUCACAGGGAAGUGGCCUGAGAGUGACUGUACAGCCCAGGGAGAGCAGGACACGCUGGAAGUGGAACUUGGAAAACCUCUCACUCUUAACUGCACAGCACGAUUUGGCUUUGAAAAGAACUUUCAACCUGUAUUAAAAUGGUACAUCAAAGAUUCUGACCUGGAGCGGGAAGUCACACUACCUAAGGGAAAAAGCAUUAAAUCCACGCCUGACGGUGACAUCGUUCAGCUGGCGUUCCCACUGGAGAAAGUGACGCAGACCCAUCUUCGCAGCAAGUUUGUUUGCUUUGCACAGAACUCCAUCGGGAACACCACCCGGUCCAUCCAGCUGACACUGAAGAAGGGAGUGGUGCUGCUGUUCAUCCUGCUGGGCACCGUCGCAGGCCUGGCGAGCGUGCUGGCAGGGAGCGCUCUCCUCUACUGGUACUGGAUUGAGAUCGUGUUGUUCUACCGCACCUACCGCAGCAAGGACGAGACGCUCGGGGAUAAAAAGGAGUUUGAUGCGUUCAUAUCCUAUGCAAAAUGGAGCUCUUUUGAGAGUGAGACCACUUCAUCUCUGACUGAGGAGCACUUGGCCCUGAAUCUAUUCCCUGAAGUUCUGGAAAACAAAUACGGAUAUACCUUGUGUUUGCUUGAAAGAGAUGUGGCCCCAGGAGGGGCAUAUGCGGAAGACAUUGUGAGUAUUAUUAAGAAAAGCAGAAGAGGAAUCUUUAUCUUGAGCCCCAGCUACGUCAGCGGGCCCAGUGUGUUUGAACUCCAAGCAGCAGUGAAUCUUGCUUUAGCUGACCGGACGCUGAAACUAAUUUUGAUUAAGUUCUGCCCCUUUCCGGAGCCAGAGUCUCUACCUCAUCUUGUGAGAAAAGCUCUCCGGGUUUUGCCCAUAGUCACUUGGAGAGGCUUAAAAUCAGUAACGCCCAGUUCCAGGUUCUGGACCCAAAUGCGAUACCACAUGCCAGUGAAAACCUCGAAAGGACUCACGUGAAUCAGCUCAGAAUGACCUCGAGGGCUUUUUGUUUUUGUUUUUGUUUUGUUUGUUUUUGUUUUUGUUUUCCCAAAAAGACUCGGUAAGCAGGAACCACUGGGAGGAGCUCCCAGUCCAGGGAAUGGGGAAAAGAACCCAGUAAGCCUCCCUCGCCUGCAGGCUGCAGGGAGAGAGGUUGGUGGGCAGGUGCUGGAAUGAGACAAAGGUUGUAACUUAGGUUGUCUUUGGUUUCUGGAACAGACGGAGAGAGUGAAUUCCCGGAGCUCUGUGUGCAUUCAGCCCUCCAUACCCCCUCGACGUCCUUAGGGGCCCGAGGAGAGAAGCAGUAGCCCCUCCCCUGUGGUGAUGAGCUCUGUGUCUACUGUCUGCUGAAUGUACAGCUCUAUGUAUUUUUGCUGUCAGACAAAUACUAUUUAAUUAAAACUGAGUGAUUGAGA
Molecule: messenger RNA, 2675 nt
Organism: Tupaia belangeri chinensis (Chinese tree shrew)
Lineage: Eukaryota; Metazoa; Chordata; Mammalia; Scandentia; Tupaiidae
Gene: IL18RAP
Product: interleukin 18 receptor accessory protein
Exons: 12
Coding region: 463-2238 (591 amino acids)
Biological process (GO): interleukin-18-mediated signaling pathway
Molecular function (GO): interleukin-18 receptor activity
Source: RefSeq, a predicted model, not a curated record